CCAAAAAGAAGCAUAUAAAUUGGCUUUUAGUAAUCUCUUCCACAUAUAGCAAAACAUUGAUUCUCUUGAAUCUUACAUUCAAGGAGAUAAAGAAAAAAGAAAAGAAAAAAACUUGUGAAGCUUCAACUGCUUGGCAAUGUCUCCAUCCACUGCUGUAGCCGCCACCUCCGAAGUCACUGACUUCGUGGUUCACAAAGCCAACGGCUUGAAAGGGCUGGUAGAUUCAGGCCUCGCCACCACCCUCCCACCGCAGUACAUCCAGCCGCCGGCAGAGAGGCUCGAAUCGAUCAAGAUCGCCACAUCAGCUUCGAUACCCAUCAUCGACGUCUCGAACUGGGACGACCCAAGUGUCCUAGAUUCGAUCUCCGAGGCCGCCAGCAAGUGGGGUUUCUUCCAGAUCGUCAACCACGGGAUUCCCUCCCAAGUUCUGAGCAGGGUGGUGGACGCGGCUCAUGCGUUCUACGCGCAGAGCAACGAGGAGCGGCGCAAGUACUGGAAAGGGAGCUCCCUUUCCGACACCGUUUUCUACAGCACCAGCUUCAGCCCUCAGGCGGAGCAGGUGCUGGAGUGGAAGGAUUUCUUGAUCUUUCAAUAUCUCAAAGGGGAUGGUGAGGACGACGAACCUGUUGGUUCCGAGUUCUGGCCUCUUGUUUGCAGAGGGAUCAAGUGCUUGACUACGUGAAAAGCGCCGAGCCAGUAAUCAAGAAGCUGGCUGAGGUGCUGCUCAAGAAGCUCAAUGUGAAAGAUGUGAACACAGAGAUACAGCGUUGUCUGAGCGGUUCGCCGAGGGUUGCCCUGAAUUACUAUCCGAAGUGCCCAAACCCCGAGCUAGCCGCCGGGGUCGGCCGUCAUUCGGACAUUUCGACCAUCACGAUGCUGCUUCAGGACGAUACCGGAGGGCUCUACGUCCGCGAAAUCAAAGAAGAAGAGGAAGAGGAAGAGGAAGAAGAAGGGGAAGGUGGGUUCUGGAUUCCCGUCCCGCCGGUGGAAGGAGCUAUCGUGGUGAACGUCGGGGAUGCGAUGCAGAUAAUGAGCAAUGGCGUUUACAAAAGCGUGGAGCACCGUGCGUUUCCCAACAAGACCGGGAGCAGGGUCUCCGUCCCGAUUUUCGUCGGUCCGGCUGGAGAUGCGGUCAUCGAAGUUCUGCCGGAGGUUUUGGAAGGCGGGGAGAAGAAGGCCGCUUACAAGUCUGUCCUGUAUUCGGAUUACACUGCUCAUUUCUUCAGCAAGGGACAUGACGGGAAGCGUACCUUGGACUUUGCAAGGAUAUGAAAAGAAAUAAAUUUAAUGCUCUGCUUUUGUGGUACAAAUAAAGAGAGAUGAAAGGCAGAGCAAUGUGUAAUGCAAUGUCGAUCGGUAGUAUCAUCUUGGUGUUUUACUUUAUGACCGCUAUUACUUCGAUGUCGGUAGUAUCAUCUUGUUCUGGACUGCAAAAAUAAAACAAGAAAUCAAUUCAUUUAAAACACUAUCACUUCGUGAAAAAAAAAAUAUCAUU
Molecule: messenger RNA, 1495 nt
Organism: Linum tenue
Lineage: Eukaryota; Viridiplantae; Streptophyta; Magnoliopsida; Malpighiales; Linaceae
Source: the annotation of a GenBank genome assembly